This is a messenger RNA of Helianthus annuus (common sunflower), 832 nucleotides long. RefSeq names its product protein LURP-one-related 15. Lineage: Eukaryota; Viridiplantae; Streptophyta; Magnoliopsida; Asterales; Asteraceae. Bases 48 to 686 code for a protein of 212 amino acids. The record is from RefSeq and is a predicted model, not a curated record. The transcript has 3 exons.
CCUUGCUCAAACUCAUACACUUGAUCACAACAAGCUUUACUUUGAUAAUGGCUCAAUCUACUACAUCUAAUCCAAUUUCUGUAAUAGGGUCCGAGUGUACAGCCCCAUAUCCAUUCGAUAUCAUAGUCGAACGAAAAUCAGGCGGAAACAUGGUCAUCACAGACAUGAACAACAAUACAUUGCUCAAAGUAAAAGCAUGCAACACAACAUUUCAUUAUGAGCGCGCAAUCUUUAACGCCGAUGGCAGAAUAAUUCUUAGGCUCCGCGAUAAGAUCAUAAGUCAACAUAAUCGGUGGAAGGCGUAUAGGGGCGAUAAUAGAUCUAACAAGAAUAUGAUAUUUACCACAAAACAACCAAACAUGAUUCAGUUUAAAACCAGUUUGCAUGUCUUCUUGGCAAACAAAGAUGUUUGUGAUUUUAAGGUUAAAGGAAGCUGGUCCAAGAGAAAAUGCAAAAUAUAUACGGGGGAUUCGGCUUCUUCGACAAUAGCACAAAUGUAUAAAAAAGACAAAUCAAAGAAAGUGAAGAUGGAUAAGAACAAAUUCAUGGUGACUAUUUACCCUAACGUAGACUACGUGUUUGUGGUCGCGCUAAUUGCUAUUGUGGAUGCUAUGAAAACCGUGGAUAAAGACUAUGCUGAGAAAAUGGUAGAAACUAAUGCUCAAGUUAUUGGUGCAACGGCAUAGACGGAUGAUGGAUUUAACAUGAGAGCGUCUGCUUUUCGGAUGUUUAAGGACCGUGUUCUAGCUCUCCUAUUACUUUUGAUCAAUGUAGUAUAGAUAUGUGGAUUGGAUUUACAAAAGUUAUAUAAUUUUUUUCGUUCUAGACUCCA